Salpingoeca rosetta is the source of this 1054-nucleotide messenger RNA. RefSeq lists its product as uncharacterized. The record is from RefSeq and is a predicted model, not a curated record. The transcript has 6 exons. Gene Ontology annotation, molecular function: protein binding. Bases 12 to 983 code for a protein of 323 amino acids. NCBI's taxonomy places the organism in Eukaryota, Choanoflagellata, Craspedida, Salpingoecidae.
UCAGUGUGUGUAUGUUGUGGGCGGAUAUGAGCGGAAGGCGAAGCACAACGUCGCAUGUGGACGUGGACCGGCUGCGACUGCUCUUUCGCAGAGCACAAGCCAAGAAGAGUCCGCCUUUGAUCUUAAAGUACGGCCUGAAGCUUGGAAAGCGUUUGAGGAAGGAGAAACAGCAUGAGGAAGCAACAGACGUGCUCAGCGCCACCCUCUUGAAUCAGAUGGACAAUGUCGGAGAGGAUCACGCAGACACCGCGCUGGUGCUGGUGGCGCUUGGGGAUGUGUUCGAGGCCAAGGGCAACUACGCGCGUGCAGUGACGUACUUCAACAAAGCCUUGCCCAUUCAAGAAGCGCAGCUGGGCAAAGACCACGACACCACCACCAAAACGGCGCUCAAGUUGGCGUCCAUCCAGAGCCACCAGGAAGAAUACUACGACAAGGCCCUGGAAGCUUACAGAGAAGCAUUGCAGAUCAAGCUUGACAAUGUUGGCGAGCUGCAUCCAUCGACUGCCGUCACACUCAUUAAUCUCGGCCUCGUGUGCAAGCAACAAGGUGAUAUGCCACGGGCCCUGGAGUAUCUAACACAUGCGCUGACCAUUCGCUCGCGAGUGUUUGGCACAACCCACGUCGAAACAGCCGCAUGCAUCACACACCUCGCAGACCUCUACAGGGUGGAAGGGUCGUAUGACAAAGCACUUGAGUACUACAAGUGGUCGCUGUCCAUCCAGGAAGCGCACGAACGCCCGCGCCACCGCGCCAUCGCCGACUGCCUCUACAACAUCGCCCUCAUCCACAAGCACCUGCGUGCGUACAGCGACUCGCAGCAGGCGUUCACGCAGGCCGCACAGCACUUCACCAUUGCGCUCGGCGCUGACGAUGCAGAGACGUUGGACUGCGUUGCACAGGCGGAGCGCGCGCGAACACUGGCAGGACGUGAAACCCCACAGCAUCUAUCACAGGCAGACAACGAGGCGGAGACAGCCAUCUGACUCCUGCUUGUGUGUGUGUGUGGUGUGGUGUGUGUGUGUGUGUGGUGUGUGGUGUGUGUGUGUGUGUGUGU